CCCAAAUCCCCAACGAUGAGGCUGCUUUUAUUCUUUUCGGCGUUCAUUGGUUUAUCCCAAUGUCGCAACAAGCAACAACCCAUAUCGCUGGUACCGCAGGCGAUCAGUGGCCAGCCGUUGAUUGGCUUCGGCACAUGGAGUCUCAAAGAGUCGGCGGAAAACACUACGAGUGCCGUGUCAAUCGCUAUUGAAUCGGGGUACCGGCAAAUCGAUUGCGCUGCAGCCUACGGGAACGAGAAGGCUGUGGGUCAAGGCAUCGCCCAAGGUCUUGAAAAGGCAGAUAUCCGGAGGGAAGAUGUGUGGAUUACUUCAAAGCUGUGGAAUGACCAUCAUGACCCUGGUCGCGUUGAAGAAGCUCUCGAUCGUACUCUUGAAGAUCUAGGACUUGGUUACCUAGACUUGUAUCUUAUGCAUUGGCCCGUGGGGAAGGGUCCCGAUGACAAGAAUUACCACUUCGACUACUUAACUACAUGGCACGCUAUGACGAAACUGGUCGGGACAGGCAAAGUCCGUCACAUUGGCAUCUCCAACUUCUCGCCCGCUCAAUUGAAGGAUCUGAUCGCUACCAGCGGAGUGAAACCCUCGGUGCACCAAAUGGAGAUGCACCCGUACCUGCCGCAGAGCGAUUGGGUUCGGGAGCAUCAGGCGCAUGGGAUUUCCAUCACUGCGUACUCUCCGUUGGGGAAUAUGAAUCCAACGUACGGCGAUCGCUCUCGUCGCUCAGUCACUACUCAAUCGAAAGCGCCCCUUCUUCUUGAAAACCACGUGAUAAAGGAAAUUGCCGACACGUCUGGUUGCACUCCGGCUCAAGUUGUUCUGGCUUGGGGGAUCAGUAGGGGAGUAAGUGUGAUUCCAAAGAGCAAGCACGCAAACCAUAUUCAAGAGAAUAUUGGUGCAGAGAAGUGCGACCUUAAUGCGGGUAGUCUCCAGCGCAUCGAUAAGUUGGGGGAGGAGCCGGUGAGGUUUAACAACCCAAGCAAAAGCUGGGGCGUGAAAUUGUUUGAAGGGCUGCAAGAUGCAUAA
This is a messenger RNA of Periconia digitata, 1023 nucleotides long. NCBI's taxonomy places the organism in Eukaryota, Fungi, Ascomycota, Dothideomycetes, Pleosporales, Periconiaceae. The record is from the annotation of a GenBank genome assembly.